AUGCCGUCGCCUUUGGCUUGGUGCGACGCCGGUCCAAAGUCCGUUCAAAAGCCAAAGCAAAUAAAGAGCAGGAGCCUACCUACUUUGCAAUCGCCUUUGGCUGAUGCGACGCUGAUCGAAGUCGAUUUGAGAGCCAAAGCAAGAAACAACAGCCGCCCCACAACAAUGUGGCCUGCUGGUCCAAGCAAUCUCAACCUCUUUCGAGUUCAUGCACACUCACACCCCGCUUUCUUCGGACUGGAUUCUGGUGGCCACAUGUUUGAUGAGUCGCUUGGACUGACCGUUCUCGCUGAACACAACUGCGAUGAAUAUGAGGAUGGCCAGAAGCAAUUUCUCGCUCAGUUUGUGGCUGCCAAGCCUCGUUGUGGUGGCCUCCUGAACACCAAAGCGAACUUCGAUUGUGGAAAGAGUCGGGUUACAACCCCGCUUCUUGUAAGACAAUUACUGGUUCAAGUCAAAGAGUCAAAGCUGGAUCAUGCUUAA
Molecule: messenger RNA, 483 nt
Organism: Effrenium voratum
Lineage: Eukaryota; Dinophyceae; Suessiales; Symbiodiniaceae
Source: the annotation of a GenBank genome assembly